UAUAAAUGUUAUAAAAGUCUAUUGUAUUAUAAAACUAAAACAAAUGUUUGUAUUAUAAUAAUUAUAAGUCAAUUCAUCAAUUAAUUUGAUACCCGAUUACCACCCGAUAAGUGGCCACUACUGAUAAGACACACGAUGGCAACCAUGGCAUCGCCAUAUAGGGCACAGUUUAAUACACCCGCCGGUGGAGGAGGAGGAGGCGGUGGUGGCGGCGGCGGCGGAGGAGGAGGCCCGCCGUCACAGUAUCACAAAGGCUAUCGCCAGCCGAUGACCAGUUUCUAUGUAUUUCAACCGCGACCGCCAGUGGCCAAUACAUAUCAGGCUACCGAAUUUGAUGGGAAACGUUUGCGUAAAGCCAUUGCCCGCAAAACAGUCGACUAUAAUUCGUCGGUAAUUAAGAUGUUAGAGUCAAGAGUCUGGCAACGGGACGAACGAGAUUUUCCCGCUAUUAAUCCCGAUGUUGGCUACUAUACAGAGAUGGUACCGCCGUUGAAUAUGUUGGACAAUCCAUCCAAUUGUAUAACUACAAAGUUUGUCCGAACAUCGACCAAUAAGAUGCGUUGUCCAAUAUUUUGUGUCCUCUGGACACCCGAAGGUCGACGACUGGUUACGGGAGCUUCGAGUGGAGAGUUUACUCUAUGGAAUGGAUUGACAUUCAAUUUCGAGACCAUUCUUCAAGCUCACGAUAGCGCCGUACGGGUAAUGGUCUGGAGCCGUAGCGACAACUGGAUGGUAACUGCCGACCAAACCGGUUAUGUCAAGUACUGGCAAAGCAAUAUGAAUAAUGUGAAGAUGUUUCAGGCGCACAAAGAGCCGAUACGGGCCAUCAGUUUUUGCCCAACCGACCAGAAAUUUGCUACCUGUUCCGAUGACGGUACCAUACGUAUAUGGGACUUCCUCCGGUGCCACGAGGAACGUAUACUCCGUGGACACGGAGCCGAUGUCAAAGGUGUCGACUGGCAUCCGUACAAGUCGUUGAUAGCUUCGGGCAGUAAAGAUAGUCAACAGCCAGUAAAACUAUGGGAUCCUAAAUCUGGCCAAAGUUUGGCCACUUUACACGCUCACAAAAAUACUGUAACCGAUAUCCAGUGGAACCAAAACGGCAAUUGGCUGCUGACAUCAUCGAGAGAUCAUUUGAUUAAGAUAUUUGACAUCAGAAACAUGUCCACCGAAUUGCAGACAUUCAGAGGACACAAAAAGGAGGCCAGUUGUAUUUCCUGGCAUCCAAUUCAAGAGAGUCUGUUUGCCAGCGGUGGCUCCGAUGGAUCUAUACUGUUCUGGUUAGUCGGAACCGAAAAAGAAGUGGGCGGUAUGGAAACGGCUCACGAUUCUAUAGUCUGGUCAUUGAAUUGGCAUCCAUUGGGACACAUAUUGACCUCAGGAUCUAAUGAUCACACCUGUAAAUUUUGGACUCGCAAUCGUCCCGGAGAUAAAAUGCGAGACAAAUAUAAUCUGAAUUUGUUGCCCAAAGGCACCGAAGAUACCGAAUACGACGAUGUAGUCACUGCACCGGCCAUUCCGGGUAUGGGUUUCGGUGAUCACGAAUACGAAGAGGAAGAGGACGCCUCAUCUAACGCCAUGAAUGGCCAGUCGGCGGCGGCGGCGUCGUCGUCAUCGAUGGCUGCGAUUCCCGGAUUUGGUUUCAUUAGUGACAACGAUGACAAUAGGGAACAGAUACGUAAGGUGCCCUACGCCAAGCCUAUACCCAAACAAUUUCAACAGCACUGGGAUGGAGAUCCUAAAAUGGGUGGUGGAGGCGGUGGAGGUGGGGGUCCAAAUACAAACGAUCACCCGAUGAUGAUGAUUGUCGAUCAAAAACCAAAUAUGAAUCCUAAUACUAAUACUAUUGAUCCAAAUUUGUUGAUAAGAAAUCAUAAUAAUAAUAAUAAUUUGAAUAAUAAUACUAAUAGUAAUAAUAAUAAUAUGAAUCAAAAUUUAAUGCCACCUCCGCCUCGUUUCGGUCCCGGACCACCACCGCCGAUGCCGCCACCUCGUCCACCAUUUAUGCAGUCAGGCGGUGGUCCACACCCUGGACUGCCAAUGCAAGGACAUCCUAACAAUAAUAAUAAUAACAAUAAUCCAAACAUUCCGCUACCGUUUAUGCAGCAGCAAAACAAUCAGCUGCCGCCACCACCGUCUAUGCCAAUGCCGCCGCUGCCGCCAUCGAUGUUACCACUGGGAGCUCAUCAACAACAACAACUCAACGACAGUCAUAGUUUUCAUCAUAGUUUGUCACAUCAUCACCAACAACAACAACAAUCAAAUCAUCGACAACAACAACAACAAAACAUAAAUAUGGAUCGACCCAUAUCUCCGCCACAUUCGAGUCGCGAUACUGACGACAGGUUUCCAAUGAUAGCGGUUAACCAUUUUGACGAAGAUCUUCGCGGACACAAACGCGACAGACCUUAUGAUGAUCAGCAACAACAGUACAACAAUAGAAACUAUAGGUUUAACGAUAGAGAGCAUAGAGGAGGUGGUGGUGGAGGAGGAGGUCCUGACUAUGACGAUGUAAAGCCUCCCCGACGUGAUGACCGAUGGGUCGGCGGCGGCCCUGGAGUUCGGGAGGACAAUGACAUUGCUUUCAGAAAUAGUAGUAAUAAUAAUACCAAUAAUAAUAAUAAUAUUAAUACCGAUCAAGAUUUUAGGUCAAGAAAGGGCAACAAUAGUAACAACAAUAUCUGGAAAAAUAAUAGGAUAUCACCUAAUAAUGGUGACGUUCCCCAAAGGGAUCCCCGGGACAGACACCCCCGGGAUAGGGAUCGCAUGUACUAACUAACUAACUAUCCCUAUGAUUAUUAUUCAACAAUUAUUAUUAUUUAACUAUAUUUUAUUUAUAAUGAAUAAUUCAUAUGUAUGUAUAUGUAUGUGUUUAAGCAAAAA
Oppia nitens is the source of this 2883-nucleotide messenger RNA. RefSeq names its product pre-mRNA 3' end processing protein WDR33-like. The record is from RefSeq and is a predicted model, not a curated record. The transcript is spliced from 8 exons. Gene Ontology annotation, molecular function: protein binding. Bases 136 to 2775 code for a protein of 879 amino acids. Gene Ontology annotation, cellular component: mRNA cleavage and polyadenylation specificity factor complex. NCBI's taxonomy places the organism in Eukaryota, Metazoa, Arthropoda, Arachnida, Sarcoptiformes, Oppiidae.